Molecule: messenger RNA, 2934 nt
Organism: Tuber aestivum (summer truffle)
Lineage: Eukaryota; Fungi; Ascomycota; Pezizomycetes; Pezizales; Tuberaceae
Source: the annotation of a GenBank genome assembly
AUGACUACCCCGGCUGAACGCAAGAACCAGCAAGUCUGGGAUUCGAUCGAGGCGGGAGCACUCAAGCAGGCGUUGCAGCUAUGCAAUCGACGUUUGAAGAAGGGGGAGAAAGGUGAUUACUUGCUGGUGAGAUAGAUUAUUACCCUCCUCCCCUCAAGCCAUCCGGGAUUUCAUCAAUUGAUUAGUCGACUUCUCGCAGACUCUGAAGGCUCACACCCUAACCCUCCUAUCUACUCCCGCCGGCACCUCCGAAGCUCUGCAACUGGCGCAACAACUCUCCUCGAAAACCCCUGUGAUCGAUUCGGUUGACUGCCUCCGCCUGCUGACUCGCGUGUGGAACGAGCUGGGUGCCGCGCACACGAGCGAGAUCUCGCAACUCUGGGAGCGCGCCGCAAAGUCCCGACCGAAGGACGAAGCCCUCGCGCGCGAAUGGCUCUGGGGCACGGUUCGUAGCCUCGACUGGCGCGGCGCGCAGAAGGCCGCGAUGAGUUUGCAGAAGGGUUUCCCGGGGAGGCGCGAGUACUGGUUCUGGGCCGCGGUCACAUGCUUGCUGUUGCACAACUCGCUGCCGGAGAUGGCACCGGACAGGAAGCUCUUUGGCAUGCUGGCGUACAAGAUGGUGGCCAAGAGCAGAGAUGACACCCCGCUUGAUACUACUGUCGUCCCGCCUAGGGCUAUACAGACCUCGCAGGAAGUUACCCUUAUGCUUGAGUUGUUGGCGUAUGUUGCGCCCCCCACGGCGAAUAAGGAGGCGCUCGAGUUGCUAGAUUCGAAAAAUUUGGGUGUGGAUUCGAAGAUUGGUGGUGGCGACUGGUGGGGGCUUGCAAGGAAGCGGUUGGAGGUGCUGGAGGAGAGUAAGGAUUGGAAGAUGCUUUGGGAAGUGUGCAAGGAGUUGGUGAAGGAUAAGAAGAAGAAAGAGGAUGAGGCGGCCCUUACGGAGAAUGGGGGGGGGGGCAAUGGGGAGGGGACUAAUGGGGAGGGGGAUCCAGCUGCGAAGAAGGAUGGUGCUUCCCCAGAUGACGAGGUCGCUACAAAGGGCCGUGGCGAUGACUGGCUGAUUUGGGAGCGGUUUGUUAAGGCAGUUGGAGAACUGUGGAGUAGUGGGGAGAAGGAGCCCGGGAGGGCUGCGCUGGAAGUCAUCCUUACACAUUGCACUGCAUCUGCUACUGCGAGAAAUCCUAAUCUGGCGCUAGUCAAGUUUUCGUCAGUAUUCCAUGACGAGCACGGGGGACCUGAAGGUACACCAACUUUGCUGGAAGCCUGUAAGGAGUACUUUGCCAAGACUGGCACUAAGAGCGCCUGUUUCGAGGAUCUAAAAGUGUAUCUGGAGAUGCUUGAGGAAACUGAGACUGAAGAGUUUUUAAAGUUUGUUGCAGAGCGUAUCUCGGAGAUGAGCGAGGAAACAGAGGUACGCCUGAGAUCAAUGUUUGGGCAAGAGUUCGAGAUGUUAACCCGGUCCAACAGAAAGUGCGGAUUGAGCGGGUCGCUGCAACGAUCAAUCAUUACAAGUUCAUUUAUCUCCUAACUAUGUCACCGAUAAAGCCUCCGUUGACUGAAGAGGUUGUUUCAAAACUAAACGAGUUCAUUACCUCUGCGAUACGGACCUACACAUCUAGUCUCUCCCUUGGGCACAAUCUACUUCCAACGGAUACUCAGUAUGGCGAUGACGCCGCCUUAUUAUCAGUAAUGGGCCUCGUCCGGCUUUCUACACUAUCCGACCCGCCAUCACCGAUUCCUCUUUACCAGUCGGCAAUCAUCCUUAAUACUCUUCUGCAAAAGUCCAAACACAACUAUGAGGCUCUUCUGUUACUGGUACGGAUAUACCUCCUCCUCGGCGCAAUCCCGCUAGCCAUGGAGGUGUAUCCACGUUUGAACAUCAAGCAAAUUCAAAACGACACACUAGCUCACUUUCUCCUAACCCGAAUCAGCGUGCUGCAUCCUUCGUCCAACAAGACAGAGCCACUGCUAAAAGAAGCCCUCAAGAUCUACGAGACCAGUCGCAUCCAAACUCCCGGUAUGUUGGUGCUGGCCUACGAACGCGGUAGCUACGCACAAAUGAUGGGGUUCGUGGAAUUUGCGGAUAGGGUCUCGGGGAGCGUGUGUCGGGGGAUGUGGGAGAUUGAGAGGCGAAGGUUAGCACGACUGCGGCCGUCACUAGCCACGCAGCAGAAGAACGGAGAAUUGAUACGUGACGGCGACCAGAACAUCUGGGACAACCGCGAUUUUAGCGUCAUAAUUUCCUGCGAGCGGUCCACGCAGUCACCUUUCGAGGAGACCUUCCGCCUAGGCGCUACACCGGGCGAGAAUUGGACAAAGGGCUUCUCGGCGGUGGAACGACUCGUCGAGCACUUACUCGACCCGACCCCGGUCGGCGGUUCAAUCCCGGAGCACGUCCUAUCAGUGCUAUCCCGCAUCCUCAGUGAUGAGAAAGCGAUGGUAGAAUUCACACCGGUGGAAUCGGAGUACCUCUCCAUUAUGCAACUGGCCGCGACUGCGGCCACUACUACCGAGCAAAACUCUCUUAAAUCCACACUAUCGAAAAUCCUCUCCUCCCUACCCAAGCCUCCUCCGGCAGCUAGCAUAGCCCCACACACGUGGGUCUACCUCCAUACCGCAAACAUGAUCCUAGACCUCGUUGCAAUCCUUCAAACGCACUUUAUACCACACGUCAAGCAGAAGAAACUCACGAACGAGCUGUCCACUGCCCUCGGCGCGCUAAAGCAAGCCGUUAUCGCGAAUGCGGCCGCUCUAGCCAAGGAGAUUGGGGAGGAGGAGGACAGUGACAAAGAGCAAGAACUAGUCGACGGCGUGCUGGCGCUUGAGGGUGUGGGGAAGGAGUUGAGGACGUGGGGGAUCGAGAGUAGAGUCGAGGCGGUCAGAGCUGUCAGGAAGAGUUUGGCGGCUGCGAUUACUGGAGUUGGGAAGGGGAAGUGA